ACCUAGUGUCCUAGUUCUACAAUAUAUUAUCUAUAAUUAAAUUAGUCGGUCUAUAUCUAGAACUAGAUCUAUCAAUCUAUCUUAAAUAGAUACUCUAGCUAGGACUAGAUCUAGAUCUAGUAGAUGCCUGUGUAAGUGACUAGUCAACUAGUCUAAGUCUAAAAUACUAUAAGACACUAAGUUAGUCUAAACUCUAAGUCGUCUAAGUCAAGUGUGUUUAGAGUUUAGUGUGCACGUAUGCACACGAUGUAAAGGUACCCAUCAAAGUAUAUUGCAGAGGAGUGCAAAACAACACCAAUUAUGGCCUGGUCGCAGGGUCAAGAUAACCAUUCCUUUCUAUCUGGGGGUCUGAUGACCUUGAGAGAGCCACAAAUACGCCCUGAUUCUGAAGGGAAUGUCAGUGCGCAGACUGAAGCAGUCUUUCGGAACUAUAUGUACCAAAGCUAUGAAAAUGAUCUCAACAGAGAAGAUGCUCAGGAUAUUCCUGUUGUUAACGAACUCUUGCAUCUAUCUGAUCCUCCGAGUCCAGAAGCUGACAUAGGUAGACAGUUGGCCAGGUUUGGAGAUAGCAUAAAUGCCAAAUAUGCUGAUGUCUUUGACUCAAUGAUAUCAAACCUAAAUCUAGAUUCAGAUAAUUCAGAAAAUGCUUAUGAAGAUUUUGCUCAAAUAGCAAGGAGAGUUUUAACUACUAAGAUCAACUGGGGAACCAUCUUAAUUCUUCUCAACUUUGGAUAUCGUAUAGCCCUCACAGUCUUGAGGUCAAAGACAUCACAGUUUCUCUCAUUUUUAUCAAGAAUUGUUUCUUAUAUAUGCCGCUUUAUUCUAAGUGAGAGAAUAGCCAAGUGGAUUGCGGAUCAUGGUGGAUGGAGAGCAGCCUUGAGUUACAUUCCACUGAUGUCUUCAAAACCAUUCUGGCUAGUGACUGCCCUGCAGGCUGCUGCUGUCAUUGGCAUCAUCUUCAGUCACAGACUAUGACCUAAAAUGUGUAUAGACAUUUUUCUUUAAGCUAUAUGUGCCCAGUGUUAGGUCCAUGUUUAUUUAUUGUGUAUCUAAAAUUGAAUGUUACUUGACACUGUAUACAGUGUAGCCUUGCAGAAUGCCAUUUAAAAAGUACAGUAAUACUUGCCUUCAUUGUAUGAUGGCCAAGUGGGUAAGGCACUUGGUUGGCAAACUUUGUGUCCUUUGUUUUAAAUACUGUGAUGUCCCCUCCAAACUUGAAUAGAAACUUGACAUAAUCUGUGUACAGCUAGAUCUGUUAGUGCUAGCCACACUACCAAAAAGGGGGAUGACUCGACUACUAUCCGAAGUAAACAUUUAAAACUUAACAUAUCAAAGUGUAAUAAUUUUUUGUUUAAUGUCAUUUAAUUUUUUAGGUAAAAAAAAAAUAAAAAUUUCUAAUUGAUUGUGUAGGGACAUAUGGGAUCAACAUGAAGUCUAUUGUUAACGAAAUCAAGGAAAUAAUUAAUUAUAAUAUGUAGCUUUUGUUCUUGGUUAUCCGCUAAGAUCAUACAGUGCCUAUGUUAGUUUUCUCAAAUAUAAAACUUAAAUGAAACUUAUCAAAUCUUGUGGGCAUUGAAAAUCUCUCUUUUUGUCAUCAGGUCCAUAAGUAUAUAUUUGUACCAGUACUUGGUGGUGAUGUGUUGUUUUUUUUAGGAUAAUAGUCAAAAUAUUGGUAUUUUAAAGUUUUUGACAGUUUAUUAAUAACAAGCCAUAUAUAUUUUGUUUUUAUUUUGUAAUCAUAAUGUUUUAAAAAUAAAUUGUUAUUAACGUUUUGAAUGUUUUUUUUUUUUUGUUCAAUGAUUAUAAAAAUGUUCAAUAUAAACUUGACCACUGCUGGUUUUCUAAGUUUUUGGUUAUUCCGGCUGUUGACAUCAUGUCUGCUGUACUUGUGUUCAUUGUCAAACCGUGUUACUGACUUGAUAGUUUGAUAGCUAUUUAAAAAAUAAUAAUUCUUCAACAAUGGUCACAUUUUGUUUUGAUCAAAUUCAUAUCUUAUUGCUUAUUCAUCAUUUAUUUGUUUUGAUAUGAAAUGAAAUUGAUUUUUCCACUAUAGCGUGCCAAUUUUUAGACUAAUUUUUUUGAAAUAGCCAUAUUUAUUUAACUUCAUAAAAAAACACUAAGCCAUAAGACACACUGAGCCACAAGAUGGAUAGCUCUAGGGUUUUUAAGAAGAAAAAAAUAUUGUGGUUAAAAUGUCUAAUACAAUUUUUGGAUUGCUCUAAAUAUUUUUUGGCUGUUUAAUUUCCAUAUACUUAUGAUUCUGUACAUCUUCCUGUUUCCUUGUUUUUUGUGCUAUGACGUGUGUAGACAGUCAACCAAGAUGGACGAGCUAUAUAUAUAUGGGGGGAGAGAGAUAGAGACACUUGACACUGUCUGAAACAAAAAAGUAAAUUACACGAUGAAACACUUUGGUUCUAUUAGUACUUGAGCAUUCCAUUUCUCUGGGCCUGCCACAGAACACUGAACGCUAAAAUUGUCUAAGUCUUGUGUUGCUCAAAUGUCAAGUUACGUUUGACUUUUUUUUUAAGAUACAGAUUUUUCUAUCCACUGUGAUGUAAAUGAAAUAGUGCAUCUCUUAGUGCAAAAGUGUGUCUUUUGUGCUUUUAGAUUUAUUUUUUUAAUGAAAAAUGCAGUCUAAUUUAGUUGGACUGUGAUGUUAUGAAUUAUCCAAUGGCUGUGUUGAUUUUAGAAUUGGUUUAUCAUUGUAGUAAUUAUCUGGGUGAAAUCAAUUCAUUGUUUAGCAGCAAUGUCUGCAGUAUUUAUAUCUGAAGUCCUUAAGUAAUUUUGUAGCAAAAAGACUGAUGCUAUUUCAGGUCACAAUAAACACACUGCUUAUUUUGCAUACUGGUUUAUAAAAAUGUACCCAAGAAGCUGCUUUGAAAAUUAUUUUUGUCCUUACAAUUGUGGUAGACAUUGUAAAUGAAUCAUGAAUAGGUUAUAAAUCUGGGUUUUGAAAGAUAAUUGUUUAAAUCUCCUUCACAUUUGCAUCAGAAAAUUUAUAUUUCCUAGACUGAAGUUUCCUUUUGCCAAUGUUGCCCUGGCAGCUAUUACUAAAGCAUGAAAGUGUAUAUCUGUUUCUUUCAUUUCUUGUUGAAGAUUCAUGUCAAAACAUCAGAUUAUGCAACUUUAUUAAAUACCGGUACAAGUGAAAUUACACAAUUGAACUAAACAGUUUAAUGUUUCACUGCAAAUAAAUGUUUCUAUAUUUAGGUGUUAAUGUAAUGUCAGAUUGUCAUUCCAUUGAAAUUAUUUUUAAGUCUUAAGUUUAUUGUAUAGCUUGGAAAGGAAAUUUAGAAGCCAUUGUAAUGUUUUGUAAAUAAGGUUGUCUAACUUUGUACCCUUAUACUUUUUAUAGAGCAUGACAUAGAGCCUAAUCCAAUGUUUGUGGAGGCAAGCCGGUUGAUAUAUCAAACUUCUAACCUUUUGUAUUUUGAAAUACUUGUGAUUUAAAGAUGAAAUUAUUUUGAAGUUAAAGAAUAAAAAAUUUUGUAUCAUUCCUAAACAAA
Molecule: messenger RNA, 3506 nt
Organism: Biomphalaria glabrata
Lineage: Eukaryota; Metazoa; Mollusca; Gastropoda; Planorbidae
Product: bcl-2 homologous antagonist/killer-like
Exons: 5
Coding region: 301-975 (224 amino acids)
Biological process (GO): extrinsic apoptotic signaling pathway in absence of ligand; intrinsic apoptotic signaling pathway in response to DNA damage; regulation of apoptotic process
Cellular component (GO): mitochondrial outer membrane
Molecular function (GO): protein heterodimerization activity; protein homodimerization activity
Source: RefSeq, a predicted model, not a curated record